Messenger RNA from Eupeodes corollae, 921 nucleotides. RefSeq lists its product as uncharacterized. NCBI's taxonomy places the organism in Eukaryota, Metazoa, Arthropoda, Insecta, Diptera, Syrphidae. The record is from RefSeq and is a predicted model, not a curated record. The coding region runs from base 84 to 788 and encodes 234 amino acids. The transcript is spliced from 3 exons.
ACAAAUACUUUUUGGUCACAAGAGUUGAGAUUUGUUGUGAUUGUUGUCUGCUGAUUGUACUUGGCAAUAUUUUAUGAAAAAAAAUGGCUGAAAAACGGAGCAGAUCAUCAAAUUGGACGAUGGCAAUGAAGGAGCUACUGGUCGAAGCAGCUAGACCACUUGCGGAUAUAAUUGAUUCCAAGCUAAAUGAUGGCAAAUCAUUAAAAGCCAAAGCUAUAGCCUGGCAAAAUAUUGCAACAACGUUUCAGGCAAGUGGUUUUGAAUUGACGCCGAAACAAAUAAGAGACAGAUGGAGCCGCUACAAGCAGGAGGCGCGGACCAAUUUGAGUCAAUUUAAUCGAUCUCAGAGGGAGACCGGUGGUGGAAAACCUCCUAAGGAACCUUCUGAGAUCGAUUACGAAAUUGCUGAAAUUUCCGCUCUGGAUUUCGUGGAGGAUACCGCAGAAUUUGAUUGCGAUGCAAUAUGGCUUGAUGAUGUUGAUGACAAAGAAAACAUACCAUCCUCAUCAAAUCCACCCGAACCAGAACCUGAAACGAAAAACAGCCCUCCUCCUCCGCCUAAAACUAUAUGCAAAAACCCAAGGAAAAGAGCGCGCAAAUGUCCGACUUUGGGAACAUCUGAAGAGCUCUUACAAAAACGAAUUGCACAAGUGGAGAUGGAAACAAAAAAAAAAGAAAUCAUUCUUGGACUUCAGGAAGGUGUUUUAAGAAAGAAGCUUGAAGUGCAAGAACGGAAGCUCCACUUAGUUAAUUUAAAAAUAAAGGCUGAAGAGGACAAAGUGGAGUAAAUUAUGAGUCAGUGAUUCUUAGUAUGCUUCUGUUAGAUUUUACGGAUAAUGUAUCUACCAAUGAACGAGAAUAAUUGUGAAUUUAGCUUCAUUUAAUUCACUGGAAGUUAAUUGGUAGAUAGAUUGUCUGUAA